UUUUAAAGUCGGUUCGGGGAUAAUUAGGAUUUCGAGAAAGCGAGCUGGUGUGGUAACACUGUAGUUGUAUAGUUAGAAGAAGCAUAAUAACGCCUUUACCACAGCGUGCUAUGCGCACUAAUGCUAGCAUCGUCCCCAAACGCUAGCUUCCCGUCAGCUAGCGAGCCGUGGUCGUUGCUGUUGUGAAGUUAAAGCUGCUGUGUGUAAAAGCUGCUUCGGUGAGGGGAACGAGAGGAAAACGCAGGGAACAAAAAAGGAAAAGAAACGAAGGAAAUCCCCCGAAAGGAAAUGCCAAUCGCAGCCGCUGGACAGCCAACGACUCAGGAGCCUCGAGUUUGCCCCCGGCUGCCCUCCACCCCGGAGCCUGUCCCUAAAGGGGCUGAUUUAUUCGACGAGGCGGGGGCGACAGAGUCUGCGGAGCGAAUAGAGUACGGGGGCGCGGAGGGGGGCAGAGGACUCGGGGGCUAUAGUUACAGCCAGAGCGGCGCGAGGGGCUUUGUACAGCCCGGAUCUACCAACGGCUCUCCGCCGCAGUCCCCAGUAGCGUCCUCCUCUUUUCUCUUCCACUCCCUUCACCCCCACCAAAUGACCAUGGAACCUCCAAGGACUCGAUCUCGCUCACGGUCUGGAUAUUAUCAGUCCUGCGGUGUUGGGAAUGGCAGUGGAAUGACCGGCAGCGCAGUUAUGGUAUCUAACCACCACCACCAUCUCCACCACCACCACCAUCAUCAGCAGCAACUACAUCCACAGCAGCAGAACGGUGCCGCUUGCGCACCACUUGGAACUCACAGCAGCCACUCGGAGAACCAGCAGCGAGCCCCAGGAAGUAACGCCUCUCCCGGCAUUCAGAGGCUGUCUUCUGUUCCCGGAGCGCACCGCAUCCCAGCAGCAGGAGCCUCUGGUGGGUCCUACCACUGCCACCCAGACCAUGCGUAUGGAGAGGAGAGUGAUAAGAGUGAGGAAAGCCCCAGUCCAAAGCGCCAGAGGCUGUCCAGUCAGUCCGUCUUGGAACAGCUAACCUCAUCGGCACCCCCACCAUCCACCCCUUCUCCUCCCAUCCGCCCCUGGGAAUCAGGACCCCAAAGUCGGAGACAGUCUCAUCCUCACUCACACUACCACCAGGAGAGAUGCCUCACUCCUGCCCGGCACAGACGCAGUCCACCAGCAAGGCGUCAGCGUGGCCGUCUCUCCAGACCCUCUCGCCACCUGCCUCCUCAUCACCACCCCCCCACCCAAGGCCCCAUAUCUCGUCUGUCACCAUCCGAGCUCCAGGAUGAAAACUACCACCACAACCCCCAUCCAUCCACUCCGCAGACAUACCCAACACACACUCCCAGCGCCUACGGUCAGCCUCCCACGUCUGGGGGUGGAGGGGUAGGUUCAGAGGAACCCCGAGCUUUCCAUCCCCCCAGCCUAUCAUCGCGACUACUGCACCCGGCCACUCACCACCAUCACCACCACCAUCAUCAGCAACAGCAUCAUGCAACGCAACAGCAACAAGGAGCUAUGGUUAUGGAUUUGCAUGAACAGCUGCAGCAGGGCACUGUACCUGUCUCCUACACGGUGACCCCAGUCCCUCCUCACGGUCUCACAGCGCCUUUGUGUAGCAGUCAGCAUCUUCCACCUACCUGCUCCUCACAACAACAGGUCCCCGCCUGCAGCGUGGUCUUCAGCACUGGACAACACUACCACCCGAUGAUACAGGCAUGUUCAGUGCAACAUUUGCCGGUGCCCUAUGCCUUUCCCUCACUGCUAUCCAGUGAUCCUCAGUUCCUGCUUCACCCUCCACCUCACAUGUCUCACCACCCGCCCCACCUACCCACACCCGGACAGUUCCUGCCUUUCCAGACACAACAGCCGCGUUCGCCCUUACAGAGGAUUGAAAAUGAGGUUGAGCUUCUGGGAGAGCAGCUUUCAGUGGGUGGAGGUUUCAGCUAUGCCCACCAUCACCAUCACCACCAUCACCACCAGCCGCCCUCUGCUCUGGCGCCUUCAACACCGCUCCAGUUCCUUUCACACCACGACCCCCUGUCACAGGAGCUUUUUACAGUGCCCUAUCCUCACUUUAUGCCUCGGCGAUUCACAAGCCGGCGUUACCGUUCUCAACAGGCAGUGCCCCCAUCUCCCUACCACCCCAGCUUCCUGCCUUACUUCUUGUCCGUGCUUCCUAUGCCUCCAAAUGUGGCCCCUGCUAUCAGUCUAGAACUGGAUGUGGAUGAUGGAGAGGUGGAGAACUACGAGGCCCUGUUGAACCUCGCAGAGCGUCUGGGAGAGGCCAAGCCCAGAGGUCUAACUAAAGCAGAUAUAGAACAGCUUCCAUCAUACAGGUUCAACCCCAACAACCAUCAAUCUGAGCAAACACUGUGUGUGGUGUGCAUGUGUGACUUCGAGUCACGCCAGCUUCUGAGAGUAUUACCCUGUAAUCACGAGUUCCACACCAAGUGUGUAGACAAGUGGCUUAAGGCUAACAGGACCUGUCCUAUCUGUCGAGCCGAUGCCUCUGAGGUACAACGGGACUCUGAGUGACCUCCUAUAAAUAUCCACAAUCUCUGACUCCCUGUUGGAUGCACCAACCAAUCAGUGAACUUCCUUACCCCUUUACCACAAGCCUUUGCUUACACAUAACUGGGACCAGUGCUCAUUAAUCCUUCACUCUAUCCCACCAAACACUGAAUGGUAAUUCUCACCUGGGAUCAGCAUUUAUAGAAGUGUGGAGACGUUUUGCUGACUCGUGCUUACUUUAUCACUGGACUUCAUAGGCCUUCCGUUUUUGGACUAUUAGACCCUGCUACCCUGCCUUCUUCUGAUGGUUAACGCUCACUAUAAAUGGCCUUUAACAACACACCCACGACACAGUGUCAUGUGCAGGUGGACAUAUAUGUACGUAUUCAAAAAAAAAAAAAAAAAAUGGCAUUAUGAACCCUUCUGAAUUGUGAACUGUUAAGUUCUGGUAAUGGAGAGAAGAAAAAGCUUAUUUGAAAACCACCUGUAUAGUUGUACUAACAAACACUGAGGGGGAAAAUUGGCAGUCCAAAGAUUAUAUUUUCAUUUUGUUCUUCUGGUUAUAAUUAAGCAAUCCCAUUUUUGGUGUGCAGAGACUGUCCUUUUUAACUAGACUCAUUAUAAUUGUGCAGCAGAAUGAGCCAGUUUAAUUUCUCUGUGUGUAUUCUUGCAUUCCUUGGUGUCAGAGCAGUCUGUAUAGGGUGAAACAAAGAUACUGUACACUGUGUGACAAAGAGUGAGCUACUUUGGAACAGUGAAAAAAUACACUUUAUUUUCUCUA
Molecule: messenger RNA, 3283 nt
Organism: Oreochromis aureus
Lineage: Eukaryota; Metazoa; Chordata; Actinopteri; Cichliformes; Cichlidae
Gene: rnf38
Product: ring finger protein 38
Exons: 13
Coding region: 289-2526 (745 amino acids)
Source: RefSeq, a predicted model, not a curated record